Messenger RNA from Limanda limanda (common dab), 552 nucleotides. Its product is annotated as transcription factor HES-5-like. Gene Ontology annotation, biological process: regulation of transcription by RNA polymerase II; regulation of neurogenesis; anterior/posterior pattern specification. NCBI's taxonomy places the organism in Eukaryota, Metazoa, Chordata, Actinopteri, Pleuronectiformes, Pleuronectidae. The transcript has 2 exons. Bases 1 to 552 code for a protein of 183 amino acids. Gene Ontology annotation, molecular function: DNA-binding transcription factor activity, RNA polymerase II-specific; protein dimerization activity; RNA polymerase II cis-regulatory region sequence-specific DNA binding. The record is from RefSeq and is a predicted model, not a curated record. Gene Ontology annotation, cellular component: nucleus.
AUGAAGGCAGCAGAGAUCAGAUUGUCUCUACACAGACCUCUACAGCACAGAGAUCCACACAUGGCUCCUACAAUCACUGCAGCAAUGACCAACUCUCAGGAGCAUCCAACUCGGAGCCACAAGCUCAGAAAGCCUCUGGUGGAGAAGUUACGCAGAGAGCGAAUCAACAGCAGCAUCGAGCAGCUCAAGUCUCUCCUGGGUCCAGAGUUCCUCAACCAGCAGCCAGACUCCAAGCUGGAGAAAGCAGACAUCCUGGAGAUGACAGUUUACUUCCUCAGACGACUGCAGCAGCAGCAGCAGAAUCCAGCUGUGGGCUCAGCAGCCGUCAAACGGGGCUACUCCAGAUGUGUCCAGGAGGUGGCGCACUUCCUGUCCAGGGAGGAGGUGAAUGCACAGCAGCAGAGAAGACUGAUGAAGCACGUCAACAAGCUGCAGUCUUCCUCUGAGGAGAAGCUGAGAGAGGCUGACUUCUCUCCUCUGAGCUCCACAGUCCACAGCAGCAUCUCCAAAGACAAGAGUCCAGUCAGCAGCGCCCCCUGGCGGCCGUGGUAG